This is a messenger RNA of Triticum aestivum (bread wheat), 1504 nucleotides long. RefSeq lists its product as uncharacterized. The coding region runs from base 168 to 1088 and encodes 306 amino acids. Lineage: Eukaryota; Viridiplantae; Streptophyta; Magnoliopsida; Poales; Poaceae. The transcript has a single exon. The record is from RefSeq and is a predicted model, not a curated record.
CUCGCCCGUGAACUAUCUCUCUCUCUAUCUCACUAAUCCCCGCAACAGGCAACCGGCGAGCAUUUCGAUGUACAUUCCCCUUCCUCUGCUCCUCCCAGUCUGCGUCUGCCCGUCCUCUUCCCUUCCCCCUUCAGUAGGGGGAACACUUCCAUUCCCUACGUGCUCGAAUGCUCGAUCGAUCCAUGAAGUGGGCACCGGAGCAGCAGGCUCUCGGGGGCCUCGGCCUCGCCGGCGUCUGCCGGGAGACCUGCCGUGUGAUCCGCCGCGCCAUGCUCCCCAACUUCGUCAACCUCGGUCCCCCGCUGCUCUCCGCGCUCUUGCUCGCCACCCCCGCCCUCUGCUCCCGCGUCCUCGCCGACCUCCACCACGACGGCCCCGGCCUCCUCCGCCUCGUCACCGACCGGCUCGCCUUUUUCCUCUCCGUGGCCGUCUCCAUCGGUCUUGUCCUCCUGCUCGUGCUCCUCUGCACCGCCGCCUACGUCUUCUGCGUCGCCUCCCUCUACUGCACCGGAGGCGACCUCCGCGCCGCCGAUCGCGUCCUCAGGGGGUUCCCCACGGCCCCGCUCGUGCGGCUCGUCUGCACCUUCCUCCUCGCCGCGGCCCCCUUCCUCGUGGUCUGCGCCUCCCUCUUCGUCGCCGCCUUGUUCCAGCUCCAGGAGCUGCUCGACGCUCCGGACAAGAACAAGAUCAUGCUGCCGCUGCAGCUGCUGGGAUGGGCUGCGUGCCUCGCCGGCGCGGCCUACGUCGCCGUGGUGUGCCAGCUGGCCUGCGUGGUGUCCCUGCUCGAGGACGCCGUGCUCUUCCGCGCCCUGCGCAAGAGCCGCGCGCUCCUCGCCGGCAAGUUCUGGGCGGCCGCCGGCGUCUUCGUCACGCUCGACGGGUGCAUCUUCGCCCUUCUGGUGGCUUUCCCGGCCCUGGUGGUGGACGAUGCGCUGGGCCUCGGCCUCGGGUUCCAGGUGGCCGCCGGGGCCGCGAUGGCGGUGGCGCUGUGCGCGGUGGUGCUUUCGACGCUGGUGGCGCAGCCGGUGGUCUACAUGGUGUGCAAGAACCACCACCACGAUGUCGUCGACAAGGUUCACCUCGACUGAGUAAGAGCGGCCGUCACACCGGCGUGGAGCGGCUGCAGCCCGUCUGAGACGGAGCAGAUUCCAGUAACUCUGCCUAGCUAUAGCUGCAUCCUGUCCAUGACUCCAUGGUAGCAACUUGAAGAAGAUUUGCUUAAGUAGUACAGUAGCGUAGUAGUAGCAAGUUGCUGUAGUUGUAAGUUUAUGUCUGAUUAUCACUGUGGCUACUGUACUAUUAGUAGUAGUAGUACAGUAGAUUAGUAUAUGCAUGCUUGGGACUAUAUAUUUGUGGUGGUCUUUGAUGCCUUUUUGGUUCAUAGGAUAGGAUUAUUGUAGGAAUAGGAAUUUUGUAGGAAAUGAGAUGACAUAUAUCUUAGAUCCUAUGAGUAGGAAUAGGAAACGAGAUAUCAUUUGUUUGACAUCAAAGAAAAUUUUUCAUU